UCUGUGUGUCUCUGUCUCCAUCUCUGUCUCUCUCUUAUUCUUUUGCCAAAUCAAACAAAACUGAUUUUCUGUGACUUUUAAACCCUUGUCCUUCCACUUGGCUCAUUUGAAAACACGCAGCUGGAAGAACAAUGGCCAGAUUACAGCUAAUACUGAGUGUGUUGUGUGUGUGUGUGAGUGUGUGUGUGUGUAAGAGAGUGAUGUAUGGUCAGGUUCAGUCUCCUCUGUAUCCAAAGCCUUACCCCGCUGACGUCCACCAGCAGUGGGAUCUGGAAGUUCCGCAUGGUUAUCAACUUCAGAUUACCUUUAAUUACCUGGACAUAGAACCAUCGUUUAACUGCUACUACGACUCUCUCACGGUUCUGCAUGGUAAGAAAGUUUUGGGAAAGUUCUGUGGCCCGAAUUCCACGGAUUCCUACCACCCUGGCAACAAGCCCAUUUUGUCUCCUAGCAACCGUCUUCAGCUGGUGUUUGUGACGGAUGAAUCAAACACAGAAAAGCAUCAGUAUCUCGGGUUCUCCGCCUUUUACCAGGCUGUUGACAUAGAUGAAUGCUCGUCUCCUGAUUUAGACGAUUCAGAAUCACGUUGCUCUCAGAUCUGCCUCAACACUCUGGGCUCGUACCUGUGUGCCUGUUACCAUGGUUACCAGUUGUCAGCAGAUCAGCGUACCUGUGUUUUGGAGUGCGCUGGAGGUGUUUUCACAGAACCCGAGGGUUUUCUGUCGAGUCCUGGAUUCCCGAACGCUGCUCCUCUAGGAGUGAACUGCUUGUACAGUGUCUCUGUCCAGCCUGGGUUCCAAGUAACUCUCAACUUCAGCGACAACUUCCACAUCGAGCAGAUUGAUGCACAGGGACCGUCCUGCUUGUUCCACUGGCUAAAGGUGUCUGUCCCUGGUGAAGCUCCAAAGAAGCUUUGUGGAGAUAAAAGUCCUGGAAUCAUACACACCGGCUCACACGUUGUAGAUCUGGAAUUUCACACUGAUAGACAUGGACAGAGUGGAGGAUUUAGCCUUCGCUACACAACCCAGAGAGUGGAGUGUAAGAUCGAAGGAGGAAUGCGUAACGGCCGAAUCACUCCCAAUUUCCCGAAAUAUUCCUACAGAGAUUACAUCCAAGUCCGCUGUAACACUGGAUAUAAACUCAUGAUGGGAGAAAACGAAAUCAAGAGUUAUAAAUCGAUGUGUCAGGAGAACGGGAGGUGGCAUUUACCUUUACCUGAGUGCAGGAUUAUUGAUUGUGGAGAACCGAAGAGUUUACUGAACGGUGGAUAUCAAUUUCUGUCCGGUUCUAACAACGAGUACAGAUCUGUCGUGCAAUAUCACUGCAACAAACCCUUCUAUUCUUUCGCAAAAGCUAACGAAGUAAAUCUCACCUGUGCUGCUGAUCGCAAAUGGAGAGGACUCGAAAAUGUCAUAACACCGUAUUGUUUCCCAGUGUGUGGGCGUCCUGUUGUAGAUCUCUCCAGUCGUGGUCGGGUUUUCGGAGGUGACAUAGCGAAGAACAACUCAUUUCCCUGGCAGGUGUUUCUUCACGCAGGAGGAAGAGGAGGAGCGAUUGUGAUCGGAGAAAAAUGGCUCCUCACUGCAGCUCACAAUCUGGAGAAAGUAAAACACUCUAAAGAUGAAGUGAAGGCGUAUGUUGGAAGCAACAGAGUGAGCGACUAUUUUGGAAGCAGCACGAAGGCUGACCCUGUGUUAUUUCAGUCACUUCCUAUUGAAUCACUGCACAUCCAUCCGCAAUAUAAAAGCCCAGACUUUAAUAAUGAUAUCGCGUUAAUUAAGCUGGCGUCAUCCAUCACCUUUAAUGCGAGGGUAAUGCCGGUGUGUCUCCCUGAACAGGACUCUAAGCUUGAAAAUUUUGGGUGGGUUUCUGGAUUUGGACUGACGGAGACAUACAACACUGCAAAUCAUCUCAGGUACAUCCGUCUUCCCAUCGUGGAUCAACAAGUGUGUCACUCGUCCAUUGAGAAGGCGAGAGAAGUACACAGUGAUAUUUCCACUCUGACGGAGAACAUGUUCUGUGCUGGACUUCCUGAAGGAGGGAAGGACACGUGUCAAGGAGACAGCGGCUCUGGUUUCGUCAUGAAAAAUAACGACGUGUUUUACGCAGCGGGGAUCGUUAGCUGGGGAGUCGACUGCGGAACACCGGGAAGAUACGGCGUAUACACUCGCAUAGCUCGAUACGCAAACUGGAUAAACAAAACCAUGGAGGAAAACUAACAGCAGCGGAGAAAAUGAAAUGAAAAUGACAUGAGCCACUCAUGUGACUGGUUAAAAUGGUUUGAUUGAAAAUGUCUGUAGUUGUUUUGCUAAGUGCCAUCACUUCAUGGAAAAAUAAAGAUAAAUAUUUUACCAUCACAA
This is a messenger RNA of Pangasianodon hypophthalmus (striped catfish), 2360 nucleotides long. RefSeq names its product complement component 1, r subcomponent (gene c1r). Gene Ontology annotation, molecular function: calcium ion binding; serine-type endopeptidase activity. Gene Ontology annotation, cellular component: extracellular region. The transcript is spliced from 13 exons. Gene Ontology annotation, biological process: complement activation; proteolysis. Lineage: Eukaryota; Metazoa; Chordata; Actinopteri; Siluriformes; Pangasiidae. The record is from RefSeq and is a predicted model, not a curated record. Bases 132 to 2219 code for a protein of 695 amino acids.